UUGUUUGACUUUAUAGGUAAAUUAUUGAAUUUAGUCUAGCGCUCAACUAAUUUCUUUCAACCAAUUUGCAUGUUUGAGUACUGAUAAAAUUCACAACUACGUUUAACUAGCAACUGUUCUGCCAUAAUCAAUAGUGAUAAGCUUUUGCAAACAUUCAUUCGAAAUAACAUAACUAAAAUUAUCGACACUUUGACGGAAUAUAAAACUAUUAUAAUUCCUACCUACGUGAACAGUCCUGGUUGAAAUUCUACAAAAUGUGUAACAUUUUAUUCACUGGAAUAAUACUAUUUAUUCUUAAUGUAAAUUUUUGUACAGCAGCAAGAGACCAAGAUACGCUAGAACUUGUCCAUGUUAUUUUCCGCCAUGGCAACCGAACUACCAUUCCAGAUAUGAUUUAUCCGUCUGAUCCGCACAUCAACGAAACCUAUUAUCCUUUCGGGCAAGCAGAGUUGACACUGGAAGGAAAACGAAACGCUUACAAUUUCGGAGUGGAAAUUCGCGCGAGGUAUCAGAGUUUUCUCAACGAGACCUACUUCCCACCGGAGAUCAAAGCGUUCACAUCCAACAUAUCUCGCACACAGAUGACGCUGCAAUCUGUGUUAACAGCGAUGUAUCCUCCAAUAUAUCCAAAUGUUGUUUUGCCAUAUUUAAUGUGGCAACCCAUAUCUUACGAAACUAUUCCAACAAAUGACGAUACCUUGAUUAUGGUUAACUGUUCCAAAAAACUCGAGACACCGGUAAAAAGAGACCAAGAAUUACAAAAUUUGUACGAUUAUGUCAGUGCACACGCUGGAAAAAAGAUGAUUGACUCUAAUGAUAUUAUGAAUGUGUACAACACAAUUUUAGUUGAGAAACAAAAUGGUUUCCCAGUUCCAGACUGGGCAGAGGAAAUUUUAACAAUGGCAAACUGCAAGAUGCAGCGUUAUCACUUUGGGUUGGUAUAUUUCCAAAACGGACCUGGCAAUGAGCUACGCCAAUUAAAAUUCAAGAAAUGUUCCAAAGAUUUCUGUAAAAUGAAAGACUUCAUAGAAUCGACAAAACAUUUGUAUAUUCCCGAACCAAACAGCAAACUUUGUGGUGUCAUUAAAAGUCUUGAUUUUAGUUCACUAAAAAUGUACCUUAUUUUGUGGCUAAUAUUAAACGUAGUUCCUAAUUUUGAGGCUUUACCGAGCAAACAGGAUUUACUAAAUGAGCUUGUAAAUGUUCCCCCGGCUGAAGACACUUUAUUGUUUGCACAUGUUUUGUUUAGACAUGGAGAUAGAACACCUACGUCAAUUUCAACGUAUGCAAAUGAUCCAAAUAAAUAUGCAUCGUAUUGGCCGAUAGGAGUUGGCCAGUUGACUAAAUUGGGAAUGUUGGAAACCUAUAAACUCGGUUUGGAAUUACGAAAAAGAUAUGACAAUUUCUUGGGAAAUGUUUAUUUUCCUGAUUUAAUUGGUGGUUUAAGUUCACCGAAACCUCGUUGUAAAACUUCAUUGCAAAGUGUUUUCGCUGCAUUGUUUCCGCCGAGUGAAGAAGAGCAAUUUAUAGCUGAUCUUCAAUGGCGUCCAAUUGCUUAUGAAUAUUUAUCAGAUAAUGAGGAUGAUACUUUUGCUUUGUACGAAUGUGACAAUUACUGGAACCUGACUCAUGAAGUAACCGACAAAAGUCUUUUUGAUUUGUAUGAUUACCUAACAGAACAGACUGGGGAACCAAUUCGAAACAGUUCAGCACUUUUUAUCCUGCAUGAAACUAUUUCAGUCACGAUUAAGUUGGGAAAACCUCAACCAAAAUGGGUUUUCAACAUUUACCCGGAACCUUUGCGGUCUGCUUGCCGUGAAGUCUACUACGAUAUGCUCCAGCAACGAUUACGACUGGGUGCUUCCGGUCUUUAUCGUCGUUUAACUUCCGAUAUUGUUAAAAAAUUAGAAGGUAAGUUAUCGCCGCCCAGACGCAAAAUGAUGCUGUAUUCAGCACAUGAACAGACAUUAGUUUAUGCUCUUGGAGGAAUUGAGGCAUACAGUGGGCAAGUGCCUAAAUUGGCAUCUUAUCUUGCCUUUGAGUGGCACUAUAUUAACCAAACUUACGGAUUGAAGGUACUUUUUCAAAAUUAUGACGAGGUUGCUCCUGUGCCUAUUAAUAUUUUACAACAAGGAGAAUUUUGUCCUUUAGAAGUACUUUUAAAUGGAACAAAAUGGUUAACUGAAGGACCUAAACCUUUUUGUCGAAAAUAAAAACAUGGAUUUAACAUAAUCUUUACAAGUUUAUGAUAAUUAUUUAACCUAAUAGUUUGUUCAAAUAUUGCCUUAACGUUGUAAUUAGACUCUAAUCUUAAGUAAACCAUAAAACGUAA
Messenger RNA from Dalotia coriaria, 2332 nucleotides. Its product is annotated as lysosomal acid phosphatase-like. The coding region runs from base 255 to 2213 and encodes 652 amino acids. The record is from RefSeq and is a predicted model, not a curated record. Lineage: Eukaryota; Metazoa; Arthropoda; Insecta; Coleoptera; Staphylinidae. The transcript is spliced from 10 exons. Gene Ontology annotation, biological process: dephosphorylation. Gene Ontology annotation, molecular function: phosphatase activity.